Messenger RNA from Penicillium mononematosum, 3750 nucleotides. Its product is annotated as DNA-directed RNA polymerase I core subunit RPA135. Gene Ontology annotation, molecular function: ribonucleoside binding; DNA binding; DNA-directed RNA polymerase activity. Bases 1 to 3750 code for a protein of 1249 amino acids. The record is from RefSeq and is a predicted model, not a curated record. Gene Ontology annotation, cellular component: RNA polymerase I complex; nucleus. The transcript is spliced from 2 exons. Gene Ontology annotation, biological process: DNA-templated transcription. NCBI's taxonomy places the organism in Eukaryota, Fungi, Ascomycota, Eurotiomycetes, Eurotiales, Aspergillaceae.
AUGGCUCCCGCAGCCACAGAUACCCAGUGGUCAGUCGAAUACGACACCCUGCGACGGGAGAACCUGUUCAGGAAUCCUCCUACCGAUCACACGGCUUAUCCAUCACUGGCCGAGUCGAUUCGACCGCAUAUCGAUUCCUUCAAUGCUCUCUUCGAGGACAGCAAGAUCCUCGAGGCAGGAUUGAGGGAUAUCGGUACCAAGACCUUCCUCGAUGGUGAAUUAGAAACCUAUGAGCAGAAGAAGGCCCGUCAAGCAGAAGGCAUUCGCCCGCCUAAGCGGAAUCGCUUGAACGUCCGCGUGCGUGAAAUCUUCCUCGAAAAGCCUACCCUGCCCCCCACCAACAAGUACACCACCCGAAAUCGUGAAAUCUACCCUUCGGAAUGUCGAGAGCGCCAUGCGACGUAUCGUGGUAAGCUCCGCGCUCGCCUCGAGUACCAGGUCAAUAAUGGAGACUGGAUGGAGUCUGUCCGCGAGCUGGGUAAUGUCCCCAUCAUGGUGCGCACCAACCGGUGUCACCUUGAAAAGGCCACCCCCGACGAGCUAGUUCGACACAAGGAAGAAUCGGAGGAACUGGGUGGUUUCUACAUCGUCAACGGUAACGAGAAGCUCAUUCGUAUGUUGAUUGUCGGCAAGCGCAACUACCCCAUGUCCAUUAUUCGUGGUUCUUUCGUCAAGCGUGGUCAGACCUACACAAAGUUCGGUGUUCAAAUACGAUCCGUCCGUCCCGAUCAGACUUCGCAGACCAACGUGCUUCACUACCUCUCCGAUGGAAACGUCACCUUCCGUUUCUCAUGGCGCAAGAAUGAAUACCUUAUCCCCGUGAUGAUGAUCCUCAAGGCACUUGCUGAGACCAACGACCGCGAAAUCUUCGAGGCCAUUGUUGGUGGUGCUUCCUCCAAGGGAAUGAACAACACUUUCGUCACUGACCGUGUCGAGCUUUUGUUGAGAACCUACCACGCCUACCAGAAGCACAGCCAGUACGAUUGUCGAUCUCACCUGGGCAAGGCUUUCCGACCUGUGCUCGGAGUGCCCGCUGACAUGCCCGACGAGGAAGUUGGCACAGAGUUCCUCCGCAAGGUUGUUCUGCCCCAUCUUGGCAAUGAGAAUGUCACCGAGUCGCAAGAUUGGGACAAGUUCAAGUUGAUUACCUUCAUGAUUCGCAAGCUUUACUCUACUGUUGCAGGAGACUGUGCUCCCGACAAUCCCGAUGCCGUCUCCAACCAAGAGAUUCUGCUUGGUGGCUUCCUUUACGGAAUGAUUCUUAAGGAACGUAUUGAGGAGUGGCUCCGUUCAUUCGGUCCCAUUGCCCGAGACUGGUCCAUCCGCAACAAUGGGGCAAAGUUCACCGAUGAAGCAUUUGAGCGAGACUUCCUUUCCAAGAUCGUCAAGCGAUCAAACGAGAACAUUGGUAAUGCGCUCGAAUACUUCCUCUCCACCGGUAACUUGGUCAGUCCUACGGGUCUUGAUUUGCAACAAACUUCAGGUUACACUGUCAUUGCAGAGAAGAUCAACUUCUACCGUUUCAUCAGUCAUUUCCGCAUGAUUCACCGUGGUAGUUUCUUCGCUCAGUUGAAGACCACCACUGUCCGCAAACUGUUACCAGAAAGUUGGGGCUUCCUUUGCCCCGUUCACACUCCUGAUGGAUCGCCUUGCGGUCUGCUCAACCAUUUGUCGCACAAGUGUUUAAUCGCCACAGACAACCUGGAUGUAUCUCAUCUGCCUCGCACUUUGGUUCAGCUUGGUGUCCGGUCUGAGUCUUCAGUGGCUCUGGACGAGAGCGUGGUCGUUCAGUUGGAUGGCCGAAUCAUUGGUUACUGCUCGCCCAAGCAGGCCCAGAGAAUCGCCGAUACCAUCCGGUACUGGAAGGUCGAAGGCAAAAACAACAUCCCUCGUGAAUUGGAAGUUGGAUAUAUUCCCAACUCAAGCGGCGGACAAUACCCAGGUGUCUACAUGUUCUCCCAAUCAGCGAGAAUGUACCGCCCUGUUAAGUAUCUGGCGCUGGAUAAGCUGGAUUACGUCGGACCAUUCGAGCAGCCCUUCAUGGAGAUUGCCUGUGUGGAGUCUGACUUGAUCCCCGGUCUUUCGACCCAUAUCGAGUUCACGCCCACGAACAUCCUCUCCAUCGUCGCGAACAUGACCCCCUUCUCCGACUACAACCAAUCUCCACGUAACAUGUACCAGUGUCAGAUGAGCAAACAAACCAUGGGUACGCCAGGUACCUCAAUUGCUCACCGUACCGACAACAAGCUGUACCGCAUCCAAACGGGUCAAACGCCAAUUGUGCGGCCACCUCUCUACAACGCUUACGGUCUGGACAACUUCCCCAACGGUAUGAAUGCAGUUGUGGCUAUUAUCUCCUACACCGGAUACGACAUGGACGACGCUAUGAUUAUCAACAAGUCCGCACACGAACGUGGCUUCGGUCACGGUACAGUCUACAAGACCAAGGUUGUUACUUUAGCCGAGAACGACUCCCGCCGCAACAAGUCCAAGCGUGAGGUCACUAAGCUGUUCGGAUUCGCCCCCGGCGACGAGAUCAAAGACCAGGUGCGCAACACUAUCGACGAAGAUGGAAUGCCGCACCUGGGUGCUCGUGUUAAGGAAGGUGAUAAGAUCGCGGCCUGGCACAAUGUCCGCUUUGAUCCCGCCUCCGACACGUACGUCAACGUCGAUGGAGUCACCCACUACAUGAAAUACAAGGAUGCCGAGGAAGGCUACGUCGAUAGCAUCCGCAUCAUGGGUUCCGAGUCUGGCAACGAGCCUGCUCAAUCGCUCAGCAUCAAGUACCGCAUUCCCCGAAAGCCCGUCAUUGGUGACAAGUUCUCCUCUCGUCACGGUCAGAAGGGUGUUUUGUCUCAACUCUGGCCUGCAGUCGACAUGCCCUUCUCCGAGAGCGGCAUGCAGCCCGAUCUGAUCAUCAACCCUCACGCUUUCCCAUCCCGUAUGACAAUCGCUCAAAUGAUCGAGUCCAUGGCCGGCAAAGCCGGUGCCAUGCACGGUCUCCCGCAAGACUCCACUCCCUUCCAAUUCUCCGAAGAAAACACGGCAACCGACUACUUCGGCGAGCAGCUCCGCAAAGCCGGCUACAACUACUACGGCAACGAGCCGUUAUACAGCGGUGUCACGGGCCGCGAGUUCUCCGCCGACAUCUACAUGGGUCUGGUCUACUACCAGCGUCUCCGUCACAUGGUGAACGACAAGUUCCAAGUGCGUACGACUGGUCCUGUCAAUGCGCUCACGGGCCAGCCCGUGAAGGGUCGUGCGAAGGGUGGUGGUAUCCGUGUCGGAGAGAUGGAGCGUGAUUCGCUCAUUGCUCACGGUGCGGCCUUCUUGCUGCAGGAUCGUCUGAUGAACUGCUCCGACGCCCAGCAUACCUGGAUCUGUCGCUGCUGUGGCUCCUUCCUGUCUACGCAGGUUGCUGUUUCCGGCUCAUCCCGCUCCCGCACUGCUAUCAACCCUGGUGCUGCGGCUGCGGCUGCCAAGGUUGCUCCUAACCAGCAGAGCGCUAAUGCUCAUGCUGGUGCUGCGAUUGGUGCUGUGGGCGGUGUCAAUGGUGUUGUGCGCUGCCGUCGUUGCGCCCGUGAGGCUACCUUCGAUGACUCCCGUGCUGAGGUCUGGGAAGAUGGUGAUGGACACCGCUAUGUGGGCGGUGACGACGUUACUAUCGUUGCUGUGCCUGGUGUGCUGCGGUACUUGGAUGUCGAGUUGGCGGCUAUGGGUAUCAGGAUGAAGUUCUUGGUGAAUAACUGA